AUGGCUACACACCACCAGCGAGUGUGCAGAAAGUGCUGUCCUGUUUUACACUCCAAGAGUAAGGCUGAGAAGGGAUCAAAGUGCCGAUAUCGUCACUGUGAAAAAGCCGUUGGCAGUGACACCGUGUGCUCAUUAUGGAGAGAGGGAAGAUGUUCCCAUCAACUUUGCAAAUUUAGACAUAUGGAAAUACAGCAAAAAUACAACAGCAUUUCAUGUUUCUGGGAAACACAGCCUUUAGGCUGUGUGAGAAUCAGUUGUGUCUUCCAUCACAGGAAACCUCGUAACAUAAAUGGACUUUUUUUGCCACCCAGUAGCGAUUCCACGUCGCAAAGGGAAGUUCAAGAAGGGAUUUUACAUCCUGCCCAAAAACAAGAUUGUGCAAGAGGUCAAGAAAGCACAUUAAGGCCUAUUCAUCCUCCACUGAUCAUUACCAUCAAUCUUGAGGACGAUGACGAUGAAGAACAGGAAGAGAAAUAUGCAUCUUACUUAUUGUCAAAGACACCAGAGGACAUAGAAGAAGAAAAAGCAAUAAAAGAAAUGUGCUACAAAUCUGGAGAAUACUACAGGAUUCAGACUUCUCAGGAAAAUUGCUCAACAAAAAACAUACCGUCAAUGCUGGAGAAUGAGCUCUUGAAACCCAUGGAAACUGGCAGAGAGUUGCAAGAAGGUGAUGGUAUUGCAGUUCUAUCCAAGUUUAAUAUUAUACAAAGGCAAACAGAAAUAACAGCAUCUUUAGACAGUAGCUCUAGAUCUGAACUUACUGCCUUUGAAAAUGGAGGAGGUGAUUGUUAUUUGCCACAAAGAAAUAUACUUGUUGGAGGAAUACAAAACAAAGUGUUCAAUGGAGAAAAAGAAUUUACCAUGCUGAAGUGUUCAAAUGUUAAAGCUACAAGCCAUACUGAAAACCUAAAGAAGCAUCAUUCUAAAGGAGGGAAGAAAAAGAAAUGGAUAUCUGAAGAAGCCAAACCCCCAGCAACCCCUUUGAUAGCCAAAGCAAUGCAUACUUCAAAUCCUAAAGGUAAAGGGAAUUGCCAACAAAAUGAUCAAAGCAAGAAUGCUGAGAAUGCUUCUUAUGUUCCUUCUCAGAGAGCCAAUGGGAGAAGCAUUUCCUUGAGUUCUCCAGCGACUGGAAGGUCACCAAAUCUGACCUAUGGUAAAGUUGGUGCAGUCAAAGAAUCCAAGUUGAAUUUACCUACAGAAAGGUGCACUUCUGCAUAUAAUAUACCAGCUUGGCGAAAAAGAAGCCCACAUACUAAAAUAUAUACUAAAGCUGAAAAAAUGCAUUCAGAAACCUGGGAAAGGUAA
Messenger RNA from Varanus komodoensis (Komodo dragon), 1305 nucleotides. It is a transcript of the gene ZC3H11D, whose product is annotated as chromosome unknown C12orf50 homolog. NCBI's taxonomy places the organism in Eukaryota, Metazoa, Chordata, Lepidosauria, Squamata, Varanidae. The record is from RefSeq and is a predicted model, not a curated record. The coding region runs from base 1 to 1305 and encodes 434 amino acids. The transcript has 13 exons.